ACGGCUUCAUCGACAGCUGCGAUUAUCAAGUCUUUAUCUGAGGAUGUCCAAUCUUGAACCAGUCUUUGCCUAUUGAUCUAAAGAGUGUCAUGAUUCACAACCACUGAUCAGAGAAGACGCUCCUAAUAAGAGAGAAAGAUUUAUCGCAACCACCAUGCCCAACUUUAGUAGGUGCUUCUUUAUGACGCUUGACCAGGACAACUUGCCACCAUCAAAGACUUUCCAUAUUGACAUGAUUGUGAUUAUCAUCAGUUCUGUGUUUAGUGUCAUCGCAACAACAUCAAAUGCGAUAGUUAUAGCGAUAAUCUGCUCUACGCCCUCACUGAGGACCCCAUCAUAUGCAGUACUGUGUUGCCUUGCCCUCAGUGAUCUCCUCGUGGGAUUGAUUGUUCAACCUUUAGUAAUUAUUGUCAAGGUCGGUGCGAUUUUUGGAUCGUUCAGCUGUAGGUUUUGGACACUCAAAGAAGCCAUUUCCUGGACACUCUCUGGUGUAUCUUUUCUCGCCGUGGUCUUGGUGAGCGUUGAACGCUUUCUUGCCCUCUAUCUCCACCUGAAAUACGUCCAGCUUGUCACUAUUCGCCGAGCUUGCUUAACAUAUAUCAGCUUUUAUCCUCUAAGUAUAUUCGCAGUUAGCCUUUGGCUUGCUGGAGUCGAUGAGAAGAAGAUGGGAAUUCUAGUAGCCGUUAUGACAACUGUUUCUUUAUCUGUUAUCAUGGUCAUUCAGUAUAAAAUUUACCGGCUUGUUAGACGGCACCAACGGCAAAUUCAGCAGCAAGUCGAUGCCGUUAGCCAAGCCUCGAACGCCCAGAAAACUCAAAGGCUUGACAUAAACAAAUACAAGAAAUCUACAUCCACAAUCAUGUUUGUAGUAUUGUUAUCAGUGUUACUGUAUAUGCCGUGCAUAUGCACCAAGGCUGUGCUGUCAAUCAAAGGCUUCACUGAGGAUGUCAACCAUGCCUAUGAUAUAACCUGGUGCUUUCUUUACAUUAAUUCGUCUAUAAACCCCUGCAUUUACUGCCUACGAAUGAAGGAAAUCAAACAGGUCUUUCUGCGCCACGUUAGAAAAUACUUGCCCUGCUUAAUAUGCUCAUAACCUCGCAUAAAUACUCAUCCCAUUUGGAGUUCGCCUUUGCUCAGUCUUAGCCUCGAUUGUGUACAAAUGUGUUCUUUUCUUUCAUCAAGGUUCAUUGUAUAGUAACGUACGUACUAUGGAAAAAAUAUGACGAGUUGAUUAGGAUGCCACGGGUUUUAGUUGAAUAGCUGAAUAUUAUAAUAGACAACCGAGACUAAGGCUGAGCAAAGAGAACUCGAAACUAGACUAUUCACCGCAUAGUUUGUCGUCUUCAAUGGAUGUGGAAACGGAGAGGAGGGGGGUUUAGCUAGUGGCCUUGGCCCACCCCCCUCCCCCCAAUUUUCAAGAAUUCGAGAAUCGACAUGCUUUUCGGUUAUUUGACCAAGUUCUUUUUGAAUAUUUCCUGCUAUCUUAUCUGUGAUUAUCGCUUAAAUUUCACUGGCUGAAAGCCAUGCGGAAUAAAAAGCCCUCAGCGCAGUAUUUUGCCCAAGACAACGGCAAAUCCCCCUCCCCGCUUAAACCUUCCAAGUCGAGUUUUAUACCUAACCAGGUGACUCGAUCGACAAAACUAGCCUUGACAUAUUGUAAUGUCCAAGUCAUUCAUGUCCAGAAAGAAAAUUGUCACGAAAAUGUCCAGAAAAACUGAAAGAGCCAGUUAUUAAAUUGACGUAUUUAUUUGCCUAUCUUCAUUUUUCUUAGUUUAUAGAUUGAUAUGAAUAAUAAAAAUUGUGAUCGUACAACUAUUGUGUCUUAGGAAUUUUAAAACUCACUCUCAAGCUUUAAUGCAAUGAGUAUAGCUAGUACUUUGUCAAAAAUCCUGAAACGCUAAGAGGACUGAGAAAUAGCAUGGGGACAGAGAAGGCAGUGGUACUUGUAUUACGGGGACACCUUCGAGGCUUUGCUUAGUG
Messenger RNA from Actinia tenebrosa (Australian red waratah sea anemone), 1980 nucleotides. Its product is annotated as adenosine receptor A3-like. Gene Ontology annotation, molecular function: G protein-coupled receptor activity. The record is from RefSeq and is a predicted model, not a curated record. Gene Ontology annotation, cellular component: membrane. Gene Ontology annotation, biological process: G protein-coupled receptor signaling pathway. Lineage: Eukaryota; Metazoa; Cnidaria; Anthozoa; Actiniaria; Actiniidae.